AUGCGCGGACUUCGGGAUUACCGGAAUUGCGUGACAUUCGUGCUCUUCGCGACAAUAGAACCGUUGUGUGCAAGUCAAGAUGGCCAUUAUCAAGUUCAUCGACUAGAAAAAGAACAUCGUGCUCUGCGCGGUCGCGACACCACAUGCACAGCUGGGUGGUCUCUAUGCCCCGCAGCAGAAGGCGGCGACUGCUGCCCGAGCAAUUAUGCUUGCGCAUCAACUUAUUGCUAUGCGACAACAGCUGGACCAACAACUGCCUGCUCAGCGUCCGGCUACUAUGCUUGCGGAAAUGAUACUCCAGGAAUGUGCUGCCCAAGCGGUUAUAUCUGUCUUAAAAACGGCUUGUGCGAUCCGCCUGCGGGGCUAUCUACCACAUCGACAUGUCCACAAAGUUAUUUUAUGUGUCCGGCGUCUCUGGAUGGUGGUUGUUGUCCCAUCGGUAUGGGCUGUAAACCCGGGAACGGUUGCUAUUCAACAGAGCCUAGCACUUAUCCUGUGUCCAAAGAAGUCACCACAACUAACUCGGCUGGAAGUGAAAUCACUUCGUUGUUUACAUACACUACUGUCAUAACACCAUCAGCCACUGUUUUGAAAACGACCGCGGAUGCUGUCGCGGGCUACAAGCAGAGUACAAUUGCGAAGAUGGUAGCAAUCGAAACAUCUACGAGCAGUGGAGGCUUGAGUCAAGCCCAGCUUGGGGGCGUAAUCGGUGGUGUGGUGGCUAUUAUCAUUGCCAUCAUCGUGGCCGCCAUCAUUAUCAUGCGUCGCUUGAGAAAGAAUGCCAAGAUCCUUAAAGAGAGGCACGGAACAUCAGCUGCGAACGAGACCGUAACUUCCUCCAAACCUGGUGUGGCCGUGACGACUACGGUAACGGAAAUUGAUGUUUAUGGCAACGAGAUCGAUCCUCUAAUGCUCGAACCACCAAAAAGCACUCGUCCCGUACAUCUCCGUACACGUUCUGACUCAAGCGGCGACGGUAGAUACCCAUCGCCGGUUAGAAGUACAGGUUUGGGUUCAGGACCCUCAACUCCACCAGUAUGGCCAGGCCAGUACAAUCCCGUCCCAGACUUAGACAACGGGGCGAGGCAUCAUAGCGUUGAUUCGGCACCUGAGGGCCACUACGAUCCCGCUAGCCAGUAUCAAGUAUCUCAAAGCUCGUUGCAUCGUACUAGCUAUGAUUCUCAAACUUCAGGUCCUCAUACCAAUAGGCACUGGAGUUAUGCUAGUGAAGUCAGCGGUAGUGCAGACGGGCAGCAUGGAUACUCCGAACUCGACGCAAGCCAGGCUGCAGCUGCAAGGAGGCGAGCGAGUAGUGGUGCAAUGAGGCCGGCCGCUGCCCAUAUUCGACGCAGUAGUGAUCCUCACCAACGGGGACGCAGCGAGAGCAAUGGGCCAGCGGUGGCGCUGUUAUCCACUCUUAAUGAAAUUAAUGAACUUCACGGCUACUACGGUCCCUCGAACAAGCAAGUCGGGCAGACCGCCGCAAGACCGCACUCCGGAUAUUCGCCAAGCACACCUGAGAAAUAA
Molecule: messenger RNA, 1527 nt
Organism: Truncatella angustata
Lineage: Eukaryota; Fungi; Ascomycota; Sordariomycetes; Amphisphaeriales; Sporocadaceae
Exons: 2
Coding region: 1-1527 (508 amino acids)
Source: RefSeq, a predicted model, not a curated record